Polyodon spathula (Mississippi paddlefish) is the source of this 1199-nucleotide messenger RNA. RefSeq names its product mitochondrial glutamate carrier 1-like. Gene Ontology annotation, biological process: aspartate transmembrane transport; L-glutamate transmembrane transport; malate-aspartate shuttle. The coding region runs from base 354 to 1199 and encodes 281 amino acids. Gene Ontology annotation, molecular function: L-glutamate transmembrane transporter activity; L-aspartate transmembrane transporter activity. The record is from RefSeq and is a predicted model, not a curated record. NCBI's taxonomy places the organism in Eukaryota, Metazoa, Chordata, Actinopteri, Acipenseriformes, Polyodontidae. The transcript has 10 exons.
GAGGGGAGAGUGGGGAGAGUGGGGAUUGGGAAUUCUUAAUCAGCUCCAGGCUCCAUGUGCUGAUAAGGACAGUGGCAAAGUUUGAAGAGAGAACAGGAGUCCUGCAGCAUUGAUUUAAACAGGGAGAGACGAGGGAGAUAAAAAACACAUGUACAAAAGAGCAGAACUCCUGGAAAUCCUUACGUGCGAGAGAGGAACUGUAACUACAGUAUGCUGUGCUCUGGAAGGGAAUCGCACAGGCAGGAAUCACUGACUCAGGACCUGCAAGGAGCCGAGGACAGACACACAGACACUCAGGACAGACACACCAACCCAGCCAUAGACUCCAACCUGAGACUCAGGCUUCCUGCUAAAUGGCUGAUAAGCAAGUCAGUUUGCCUGCGAAGCUCAUCAAUGGUGGCAUCGCUGGGCUGAUCGGGGUCACCUGUGUCUUUCCAAUCGAUCUGGCCAAGACUCGCCUGCAGAACCAGCAGAAUGGGUCCCGCCUCUACAGCAGCCUGUCGGACUGCCUCCUCAAGACGAUCCGAUCGGACGGGUACUUCGGGAUGUACAGAGGGGCCGCAGUGAACCUCACCCUGGUCACCCCAGAGAAGGCCAUCAAGCUCGCAGCCAACGACUUCUUCAGGGAGAUGCUCUCCAGGGAUGGGCAGAAGCUGACCCUGUUCAAGGAGAUGCUGGCUGGGUGUGGCGCAGGGACCUGUCAAGUGAUCGUCACCACACCCAUGGAGAUGCUCAAGAUACAGUUGCAGGACGCAGGGAGGAUAGAGGCUCAGAGGAAGUUGAUGCCACAGGCUGUAAGCUCUGCUCCUGCCAGCACUGUUGCCACGGAGAUAAAGAGGCCCCAGACUGCCAUGCAGAUCAGCAGGGAGCUGCUGAGGAGCAAGGGCAUCGCAGGGCUCUACAAGGGCCUGGGGGCCACGCUGGCCAGGGACGUCCCCUUCUCCAUUAUCUACUUCCCCCUGUUUGCUAACCUGAACAAGCUGGGGCAGAAGCACCCCGACACCAAGGCUCCCUUCUACGUGUCCUUCCUGGCGGGCUGCGUGGCUGGGAGCACCGCGGCCGUGGCUGUGAACCCCUGCGACGUGAUCAAGACGAGGCUGCAGUCUCUACAGAGAGGAGCUCAUGAGGACACUUACUCCGGAGUAGUGGACUGUGUCAGGAAGAUCCUUCGCAAGGAGGGUCCCACUGCUUUCCUCUGA